GUCGCACAACGCAGCUCGAUAUCACCACUGUUGCAGGUUCAGCAUGGCCGACUUUGAUAUGAUCACGUAUGAAGAUGAUGAAGAAAAUGGCGUUUAUCCGGAUGAUGCAGCAUUAAAUAUGGUACCCGAUCCAAUUUUCAUAAGAGGAACAGGACACAUAACUAUAUUUGGGUUGAGCAAUAAAUUUGAGACAGAGUUUCCACAAGAGCUUGCAGCAAAGGUUGCUCCAGAAGAGUAUAAGUGCACUAUCACAAAAAUGAACAGUAUACUACAUAAAACAAUGCCUAUGAACUUGAAAUGGUUAAUAUGUGGAUGUUUAUGCUGUUGUUGUACAUUAGGAUGUUCCGUUUGGCCUGUUCUGUGGUUAACAAAAAGAACGCGGCACAUGAUUGAGAAGUCACUAGAUUGGGAAAACAGCAGAUUGUACUAUAAACUUGGUCUUCAUUGGUCGUUAUGUAAAGAGCAAUGUGAAUCAAGUAAUAUGAAAGAAUACGUACUUAAGAUAGAAUUUGUUCCAAGGCUGAAUAUACUCAAACCAGACUGACGCGAUGGAGAGAAGGAACUGAUUUGAAAGUAAUCUUUAUUUAAUUGCCCUUGAAAGUUGCUGACACUAAAGAUAUCACUAUGAAAUUAUGUACAGUAAUUAAUAUGUAUAUAUGAAAUACAGGUACAUAGAUCAUAUGAAAUCCACAUGUGUAAAUAUGUCAGUAUUAUUUGCCAAAUAUGUUUCAUUUGGUUGUUUGUCUGUCCUUUUUUUAGAAAAACAAAUUGUUGCUGCCAUAGUGUAAUUUGAUUUCAUGAUUCUAGUACAUUUAUUUGUCUGAUGCACAAUAGUCCUUGUGAUACAGUAUGCUUGCUAUCUAAUAACAUGCAUACUAUUGAAAUAGUUCAUGAUAUAAACUAAAAGCGUAUCAUGUGAUUGAUCCUUAAUUUUGCAGUCAUUGUAUCUUUAUUAUUACCUGAAGAAGGUAUGUUUUAAUGUGUAUAUGUUUGCUCAUAUUCAAAAUUGAAUUUGGAUGAUGAGAUUGAUGAUAUCGGGGCCCUGGAACACAAAGCUUGGUGAUUGAUCAUAGGAAUGAUUUUUCACUUGAUUACAUUGACUAUUUACAUGUAAUCAAGCAUAUAAGUCAAUCGUACUGUCAGUUAAUGUGUUUUGUGUAACAGACCCCAGAAAGAUUGUGAGUGUGCAUCACAAAGUGAACCAUGCUCUACUAGUGUUUUGAUGAAAGUGGAUAGUAUACAUAUAUACCAGUGAAUAGUAAAUUACUAAAUUAUAUUUUCCUCUACACCAUAUGAUAUCCUUUUAUAUCGAAUACAUCCCAACAACAUGCAAGGUGUGUGAAUGAAAUACAUUUGUAUAAAAUAUUCAUUAACGUAGAUAUAUUUGUAUUUCUAUUGUGCAAAAUAUAAUCACAUUUCAUUGAUACUAUAAUUGAAAGUCAUAUUUUUACCAGCAAAAGUAUGUGUACAUUACAUCAAAAUAUUAUAGAUUGAUGGAAAUCCCUUUCAAAUGUAUUUUAUCACUGACAGAUAUUAGACUGUCCCCUUGCAUAUUUGCCUGAAAUCAGUGGAGGUCUAAUUUUAUUACUUGUUUGAUAGAAUUAUUCUUUGAUUGGUGUAUGAAACGUUUUGUUACAGCAAAGAAAGGAUGCUAUAUCAAAUAUCUUUGUGAUUAGAUUGCAUUGGUUUGGGAGAAUGUGAUACUUUUUUUUUUUUCAACUUCACAAAAAAUGCAUGAAAUUGGUUGAUAAAUGUGAUAUUAUUUCCGUCCCGAGCGUGUGUGAUAUAUACUAUUCUCUCUGGAAAAAAUAAUCAAGGGACCAAUUUACCUAAACUUCAUAAUCAUAUUUGGACCUUUACCCAAAUAAAAAAAAAAAUUCUUCCUUCUACUUGUACACUAAAAAUAGUAUGCUCUGAAAUAUCUUUUCAGUUCAAUAGUUGAUGUCAAAUAUCUGGCCUCCAUUUCAUUAAUAAAAAAUGGUGAGAAUUCUACGGCAAAUUUAUUGACAGCCAAUCAAAUCUCACCUUUUCAGAAGCUUAUAACAGUUUCAUCCUAUUGAUGUCUGACCUCAAAUCACUUGGAUAGAAUAUGACGUAAACAGCCAGAGUUGGCAUUUUUUACUCCUUUACAUUAAAAAAAAACCCAGAUUCAAAUCAAAUUUAUUAAAAGACAAGUCUACUUCAACAAAAAGUUGAUUUGAACAAAUAGAGAAAAAUCCAACGAGAAUAACACUGAAGAUUUCAUCAAAAUCGGAUGUAAAAUAGGAAAGUUAUGACAUUUUAAAGUUUUGCUAAAUUUCACAAAAGAGUUAUAUGCACAUCCUGAACGGUAUGCAAAUGAGGGGACUGAUGAUGUCACUCACUAUUUAUUUAGUAUUCUAUUAUAUGAAAUAUGAAAUAUCUUAAUUUUCUCCUCAUUGGAAGGUGAAAUAAGUUUUCUUCCUCCAUGAACAUGGGGAGUUACAAUUGUUCUAACACUUUAUGGUUCAGUAAAACUGGUCCUUAUUGUGAAAUCUGUAAAAAUUGAAAUAUUGUAUAAUUCAAACAAAAGAAAUAGUGAGUGGAGGACAUCACCGACUCUCUCAUUUAUGUGUUGCCGAGUUGUGCAUAUAACUGUUUUGUGAAAAAUAAGCGAAACUUUAAAAUGUCAUAACUUUCUUAUUUUACAUCCGAUUUUGAUGAAAUUUUCAAUGUUAUUCUUGUUUGAUUUUUCUGUAUUGAUUCAAAUCAACAUUUUUCUGGGGUGGACUUGACCUUUAAGUUUUAUUCUUUUCCUCUACCAUUACACUUGCAAGUAUUGUAACUUUGCAUUAUAACCUUGAUUGUCAUUGGCUGCUGAGCCUUGUUACCAUGGUAGUUAAAUAAUGUCAAAGUUACAACAGUUGUACGUUUCUAUGAAAUGUCACCUGUUUCCUUUGUCAUAUGAGAUGUCUAUUGUUCUUAUACUUUGCUUCCUAACCAUAAUGUGAUAAAAGUCACAGUGUACAGUUUCAUUGUAAAAUUUUACUUGAAGUUGUGUAUCCCCUCAUAUCUCUACCUCUAUGAGAUAAAACAUGAAGACUCUAACUGACAACAGUAUACAUGUAUACAUGCAAAAAUAAUACAUAAACACACUUAAUUACUGUAUGUUAUCAGAUGAACAUGGACGAGGGUUGCAUUCAACUCAAUAUCCAGGUUUUUAGCACUGAUUCGCUUUUUUGACACUUCAGGGAAAGAAAAAAAAAAUUGAAUGAUGAAAUUCAAUUGAAAUAUUUCUUCCAUGGUAAUUGGUUUCAGACCGCAAAUAGUAUUUUAAUUAUGUUGGAUUAUUUUUAUGAAUAUUUGUUUCAGCUAUUGUAUCUUCCCCCCUCAUUUCUUCCUGAUGUGAGUUGAUAGAGCUACACAGCUUUCUUAAGAGUAUUAAAUAUUCAAAUGAGGAAUGAAAAACACAAAAUAUUUCAUUUUAGAUCAGCUUGUUAAUGAAAGUGGUAGAUUCUAUGCGACAAAACUCGAACAGAGAGACUUAUUCUUCUGGUCUUUAUAUAUCAAGAUAAGAUUCAAGAAUAUAAAACAUCAAAAUACAGUUGCAGAGUCAUCUCUGCAAUGCAACUUUAAAAACUGUUUCGUUGUCUCACAAUCUGAUAGGUUAUUUUUCCUUUCAAAUAAAGAUGGUGAAAUGUUUUGUUGUUGAUCAUGAUGAGCAAAAUGAGAAUCAACCUUGUUACUCUAAAAUCCAACUCACUUGCCCAGAAUAUUGAGAUUUCCUUUCUUUUUUAUAAGAAGAUAUUUGAUUACAUAGCAAUAAUUUUCUUGGCUAGAUGGCCAGAUAAUGUAAUAUGUAAUGUAAUCUUAAAUAUCGCUCUGAGAAUCUACAACUUAUCCCAGAAAACUAUAGCUUCCUUUAGUUUCUGAUGAUUCUUAUAAAUGAUGGGCCUUUUUUCCUAUCAUGAGGUGGGUGGACACCUUUCUUUUAAUUGAAUGAAUAAUUGUAUGAAAGUACUGAUAUCAAAGUUAACACAGUAGUGGUACUGUUUAAUUGUUCUGAGAUCUAACCAGCUAUACUGUGGAAUAGUAGUGCAUUAAAUCAUGUCAUUUUUAUAGAUCAUGUAUUAUUCAUAGAACAUUGGCUAAAUUUUAAGAAUAGAUGUUAUUAAUUUUUUUUUUCAUUUAAGAGAAAUCUUUCGGAAAUCAUAGAAAAAUAGGUUUGUCAUCUUUGAAGGUGGAACAUUAACAUGUACACCAAAUUGUUUGUGGUUUUAUUUUUACCAAUAUAUUUCUUAUGCAUUGAUAAAAAAGUAAUGCUUUAUACUCUUUUGUGAUAUAAGAUGAUAUAUACACAUUGUUCUCAUACUUUUCCAAACAGAGAAAGAUUAAACUAAAUAGAUGUACAUUAUGGGUACAACAACAUGAAUAGAUAUCUAGUAAGAUUAUUUUCUUUAUGUCAGGGUAAGAUGCCUAUAAUUACAUACAAUCAAAUAUUCUUUACAUCCAAUGACGACCUGUCACCUUUAUUUAAUGGUCACAUUGUCACCAUUUACAGUUCUCUUUAACAUGGUUUCUCUUGCAACCAUACUUUUGCCCAUAAAUACCAUCUGACAUAAAUACAAGUCUUCUUUUGUCCCAGAGUGGUCUUUAUAAUCUUGUUUCUCCAUAAUUUAUUUUCUCGAGGAUAAUAUUGGAUUUGCUCAGUGUGGAGAUCCUUUCAGGAUAAAAUGGUCAAAAUGUUCCCCAGGGAAUUGAAUCGCUUGGUAUUUAAUGGCUUUGAAAUUAGAUCUCGUGGUCCCUAUUUAAGAAUAAAUGUUGCAAAAUGCUCCCCAGGGAGUGGAGAUGGUAAAGGAAUAAGAUAAGUCAAUACCAGCUUUGAUCACGGGGGAUGAUAUUCCUGAAAAUUUGAUAAUAGAUCUCUUGUUAUGUAUGUCCAAAUACAUGUUGAGUAUAAUACCAGGGUAAUAAUACAUGAUCUUUUAUUGGUAUUCCUUUUAAAAUGCUAUGCUAUGCAAAAAGUACAUGUAUGUUCCACGUCAAUCUUUUGUUGUUUUACGAUGAAGCAUAAUGCUGUUCACUCUUUGUAUAGAAAAUUCUGUUCACUUUUCCUGUAUUAUUCGUCAUUGGUGACAUUUUUUAUUACUUUUGAUUUCAGCAUGAAAUGUAUGUAAAUUAGAUAUUCCAUCUUUGAAAACUAAAAUUUGGUAUACAUUUAAAAAUGAAAAGGGGAUAUCCAUUGAUGUGUUAUGGUCAUCAUACCAAUGUUCUUUUUUAAUAUAGGUCAUUCCACACUAUCAAUCAUUCUAAAUAAAAGUAUUUAUGUACUACAUGAUCGUAAACUUUAAAACAGUAUUAAUGAUACUAUAAUGAAAUACAUUAAUACCAGUUUGAGUGAAUGUGAAGAUACAUACUAUAGCAAUCUGAAUGAUGAUUAAACCUAAGUAAUAAUAAUCACUUAUGGUAGGUUUUGUACCUUUGUUACAAUAUCACAGUUUUCUUCAUAAAAUUGAUACUUAUUGUUUGUUUUUCCCAGACUAAUGUUAAGAUAAUAUAUGUACACAUGUAUGGUAAACUACUUUCAAGGGUUUGUUGGUUCUUUUUUUUUCAAGAAGCAUUAUUUUUUUUUAAUCUCUAGUUUUUCUUAUUAAACCUUGAUCUAUCCUGGCAAACAUGGUAAAACUUUCUCUCUUUUCAUCUUUGGUGAGCGAAUUAUGAUGACAUUUUACAUCAAAAUCAUGAGUAUUUUUGUAUGGAAUCUUAAUCAAAUCAUGUCUUAUCUAUUAUCUCCAUUUUAAUUUUUAAAUCUUUGUUGUCAAAAAUAUGAAAUAGAUAUAUAAAGUACAAAAUAUGAAUGUAAUAUGGACUUGUGUUUAUGUGCAUCUGUUGCUUUUAAUAGUGACAUGAAUAAACCGCAAAAACAAUAUUUCAUAA
Molecule: messenger RNA, 5895 nt
Organism: Lytechinus pictus (painted urchin)
Lineage: Eukaryota; Metazoa; Echinodermata; Echinoidea; Temnopleuroida; Toxopneustidae
Product: cysteine-rich hydrophobic domain-containing protein 2-like
Exons: 5
Coding region: 44-544 (166 amino acids)
Source: RefSeq, a predicted model, not a curated record